GGUGACAACUCUGGCGACCACCACAACAUCUGAUUAGUUAAAAAAAAAACGAAAUAAAAAAGAGAUUAUUCCCGCAGCUUACACCUGUCGCAGCUUUUGUUGUACCCUGCCACGCCCCCGAAGUUUCCGUACCCUCUCCUGGACUUCGAGCUUAUGGGCGCAGUUGGAUCCGCUUUGAAAUCACCAAUAGUCGAUAUGUCUACCAAGCAAGCGAAAUUCGUGGAAAACACAAUUUCCAGCAAUAAGGUUGUGAUAUUUAGUAAAACCUAUUGUCCGUACUGCACGAUGGCUAAAGAACCAUUCCGGAAACUCAACGUGGAUGCCCACAUUAUAGAGCUCGAUGGGAACCCCGAUGGCAAUGAGAUUCAGGCGGUUCUGGGCCAAAUUACAGGGGCCAAAACGGUUCCCCGCGUCUUUAUCGAUGGCAAAUUCGUUGGAGGCGGCACAGAUAUCAAACGCAUGUUCGAAACCGGGGCUCUGCAGAAAUAUUUCCCAUAAAUAUCCGAUCGUGCAAUUUCCUAUACUCUGUGCAAAGCUCCUUUUCAUUUUCAAAAGUUAGAGCACGUUUUUCUAGUUAAUGUUCAAAUACCUUAAAUAAAUUCUUUUAAAUAUU
Messenger RNA from Drosophila elegans, 613 nucleotides. RefSeq names its product glutaredoxin-C4. The coding region runs from base 154 to 498 and encodes 114 amino acids. The transcript has 3 exons. The record is from RefSeq and is a predicted model, not a curated record. NCBI's taxonomy places the organism in Eukaryota, Metazoa, Arthropoda, Insecta, Diptera, Drosophilidae. Gene Ontology annotation, cellular component: cytoplasm. Gene Ontology annotation, molecular function: glutathione disulfide oxidoreductase activity. Gene Ontology annotation, biological process: cellular response to oxidative stress.